This is a messenger RNA of Scaptodrosophila lebanonensis, 1630 nucleotides long. RefSeq lists its product as uncharacterized. The coding region runs from base 53 to 1600 and encodes 515 amino acids. The record is from RefSeq and is a predicted model, not a curated record. Lineage: Eukaryota; Metazoa; Arthropoda; Insecta; Diptera; Drosophilidae. The transcript is spliced from 9 exons.
CCAAGGAGAACAGUGCACCAGCAGAAGCCGUUACCGCAACAACUGCAGAAAUAUGUAUAACUUUUGGAUAAUCGUUUUAUGUUUAGGAUUACUAGGAACUAAAUCUAUAAAUGGACAAUCUGAUCUGGAUGUGCAAUUAGUGGUGCCGAGAUAUGUGGAGCGCGGCUCCAGUGCUACCUUCAAAUGCAGACACAACGUGCGACCGGAAAUACUGUUUAAGGUGACAUGGCUGAAAGUCGACAAGGGCAAAUUCUUCGAAUUCAUAAACGGGCGCAAUCCGCCAUUUCGGAAUUUCACCAUAGAUGGGGCCGAAAUCGAUUGGGAAAACUCCAAUGAAACACAAGUGACUCUGAAGGAUGUUCACUUUGAUCUAUCCGGUCAAUUUUACUGCGAAGUUUCAACCGACACGCCUAUUUUCACUAAAGCCUCCGCCGACGAGCUGAUGAGCGUUUACUUGCCCCAGCCCGGACCACCAACAAUUAAGUUCCGGAAGCGGAUGCCCUUUGCUGUCGGGGAGCGUCUCUUCGCGCUAUGCAACACGACACGUGCACGUCCAGCGCCGCAUAUCACGUGGCUAAUCAAUGGCAAGAAGGUGGAGGAGAAGUACGUACGCACGCAUCAUGUCUACUCAUUCAAUGGCAAGAGCCAGCGACGCACGCAGCAGCAGCAACAACACCCGCAGCUGACUCAGCAACAGUUGCAGCAGCAGUACUAUCAGCAGUACUACAAUCAGUAUCAGGCUCAGUUCCAUGUGCCACACUUCAUCGAUCGAUAUGACAAGAGUCUGCGUUGGGGCGGUGCACGUCCAGAUGAUUUCUCGCAUUUUGCGCCGCAUCAUGGCCACGAUGGACAUGGACAUCAUGGGGGCGGCGCAAGUGUCUACAACAAUCCGUUCAGCUCGCUGGCAAACUACCACGAUUUGGGAGAAGUGCAUGAAAUACAUCAGCGUAAUUACGACAGUAAAAAGGCGCAUUUGGAGAUGAAGAAACAGUUGGAGAUGAAAAAGCACAGAAACUCAUCCAACCGCAAAUACCGGCGGCACAUUAACGAGAAUGCGCUUGGCAUUAUUCGAAGCACACUGAAUAGUGGCGGAUUUGGACCACAGCCGCCGAAUAUGAAUAAAGAGCUGGGCAUACCACCUAAUGCCGGACCCAUGAAUCAGUUGGCGGCCGGCUAUCAACGUCCGUUGUCACAUCCAGGUGGUGGCAGUGGUGUGGCUGCUGCCGCAGCAGCUGUGACGGCAGCGCAACAGGAAAAGGGGAUGUUCAGCAUUAGUCAGCUGAACAUUGACCUUACCGAGCAGCAUGUGGACCCCAAUGGACGCAUGGAGAUCACCUGUCUGUCCACAAUACCCUCAGCAGUAGGACAGGGUGAGCAGUAUGCCGAUUACAAAACGUUCUCGGUGAAAGUUGAAGUUGAGCGACAGCAGGCAUCCUCCACAUCCACGGCUCCGCCCAGCAUCGGCAUGGCGGCACUCGGCAAUGGCAACGGACACGGCAACGAGACCUCCGCAGGCUGGCGUGCGCGCGGAGCGAUGUUAACGCACAUGUGGUCGUUGGCGCAGCUGUUGCUGUUUGUGCUGCUUACGCUGGGCUACUAAAACGGGAGGGCAGGACGGGCGGAAGAAGCU